AUGAGUCACGAUCAGACUUCCACCGAUACAGCGACUCCGAGUGCCGAUACAAGUUAUCCGAAGAACCUUGUCCUUGACAUAGGAGGCCGCAAGUUCAAAGUUGCGCGCAACACUCUGGAGGAAGAGUCAGGCCUUUUCCAACGCCAGUUCUCCGUCUGCUACUCUUGGACACCCGAAUUAGACGGCUCGUACUUCCUGGAUGCCGAUCCUGACCUUUUCGAGCACCUCCUCCGCUAUAUGCGUCGUCCUGAGGUAUUCCCGCUGUUUUACAGCGUGAUGAACGGCUUCGACUAUGACUUGUACAAUCACUUGCAAGCUGAAGCGCUGUACUUUCAGAUCAAGAAGCUGUAUGAGUGGAUUGAAGCAAAGAGUGGUGCGUUGUUCCACGAACUGAGCAAGUGUAUCUCUGUCCACGUCGAAUACGACCUCACAGAGGUUGUCCGGACAGAUGUGGUCGGCAAUGCCAUCUGA
This is a messenger RNA of Alternaria viburni, 471 nucleotides long. RefSeq lists its product as uncharacterized. The record is from RefSeq and is a predicted model, not a curated record. The transcript is spliced from 2 exons. Gene Ontology annotation, biological process: protein homooligomerization. NCBI's taxonomy places the organism in Eukaryota, Fungi, Ascomycota, Dothideomycetes, Pleosporales, Pleosporaceae. Bases 1 to 471 code for a protein of 156 amino acids. Gene Ontology annotation, molecular function: protein binding.